Letharia lupina is the source of this 1797-nucleotide messenger RNA. RefSeq lists its product as uncharacterized. The coding region runs from base 1 to 1797 and encodes 598 amino acids. Gene Ontology annotation, molecular function: RNA binding. Lineage: Eukaryota; Fungi; Ascomycota; Lecanoromycetes; Lecanorales; Parmeliaceae. The transcript has 5 exons. The record is from RefSeq and is a predicted model, not a curated record.
AUGACCGAGCCUGAGGAGCUCGACGAGGAUCUCUUCGCAGAUCUCUACGACGCAGAUGAUGCAGCAGCAAAGCCCGAAGCCUUGGUACAAGACAUCCAGCGUGAACCCAUACAAGCUUCAGCUCCAAGCGAUACUGGUGCAUUCACGAGCGACGCGAAUCCAGAGCCGAAAGAUGAAGAAUCAGGAAGCGCACCUAUAAAGGAUGAGCCAAUGUAUGGAAACGGCCACAAUGGCGAUACCGGGCCAUCAUGGAACGCCGGGCAGGCAAACGGAGGAAACGCACACCAGUACAAUGAUGCAGCGAUGGAGCAGGAGCCAGCACCGAUUGGUAUCAAAGAGGAUGGAAAAAUGUUCAUUGGUGGAUUGAAUUGGGAAACUACCGACCAAUCUUUGAAGGAAUACUUCUCAACCUUCGGCGAAGUGCAAGAAUGCACCGUUAUGCGCGAUGGCGCCAGUGGCCGGUCACGUGGAUUUGGCUUCCUCACCUUCAAGGACCCCAAGACCGUCAAUGUAGUGAUGGUAAAGGAACACUACUUGGAUGGCAAGAUUAUCGACCCCAAGCGGGCUAUUCCUCGUGAUGAACAAGAACGCACCAGCAAGAUCUUUGUUGGAGGCGUCAGCCAGGACGCAAAUGAACACGUCUUCAAGGAUUACUUCGCCCAGUUCGGACGGGUCGUUGAUGCCACUCUCAUGAUGGACAAGGACACUGGCCGUCCUCGAGGUUUCGGCUUCGUCACUUUCGACAGCGAAGCCGCCGUCGACGCCACUCUAGCAGGCGAUCUCCAAAUCCUCGGCAAGCCCAUCGAAGUCAAGAAAGCGCAACCUCGAGGCAACAUGCGCGAAGAAGAAGAACCCCCAGGCCGACGUGGUGGACGCGGUGGUGGCCGUGGAGGCAAAGACUUCCGAGACAAUGACCGUGGCUUCGACAACAAUUCUAACCAAAAUCAAGGCACCCAGAAUCAGCAAGGUGGACAGAAUAUGAUGGGCGGCAUGACGCCCCAAAUGAUGGCGCAGUACUGGCAAAAGAUGCAACAGUACUUCACCACCAUGCAGCAACAAAUGGCUUCCGCCGCCGUCAUGCAAAACGGAGGCAUGGGAGGUAUGGGCGCCAUGAAUCCAGCUAUGAUGCAGCAAAUGCAACAAAUGCAGCAAAUGAAAGCCCUGCAACAGAUGCAACAAGCUCAGAUGGGCCGACAACAAGGCUCCCAAUCCCCACUCCCGCAAAGUCCAGGCGCGCAAGGCGGCAUGCAAGGCAUGAACCCAGCCAUGCUGCAACAAAUGCAACAAAUGCAGCAGAUGCAAAUGCAACAAGCCCAACUUCAAGCCCAGCAAGGCGGAGGAGGAGGAGGAGGAGGAGGAGGCAACUUCAACGGAGGCGGUGGUCCUAUGGGCGCUAGUCCUGGCCCUGGCUUUGGCCCCGGAGGAGGAGGACCUAGACGUGGCACACCAGGCUACAACGCGCAAGACCAACUCGCCUUCGAGCAGCAGAAGUACGAACAGCAGCAAGCGCGCCGCGCCGCACAGGAAGCGCAGCAGAUGCAAUCAUACCAGCAAGGUGGCCCUACGUCUUGGGAGGGUAUGUACGAUGAUGUCCCGCAGCCGGGUGGAAGAGGUGGUGGGGGUGGAGGUAGGGGUGGGAACAGAGGCAGUGCAGGACCGCCGGCCGGAGCCCCGAGUGCGCCUGCGAAUGCACCGACGGGCCCAAAGAAUGCGGGCAAGCCCGGGGCGAACUAUAGGGGUGGGCAUGGGGGGAGGGGGGGACACAGGGGGUUCCAUCCUUACAAUAGGAAUGGCUGA